This is a messenger RNA of Amphimedon queenslandica, 393 nucleotides long. Its product is annotated as NADH dehydrogenase [ubiquinone] 1 beta subcomplex subunit 7-like. The transcript has 3 exons. Lineage: Eukaryota; Metazoa; Porifera; Demospongiae; Haplosclerida; Niphatidae. Bases 49 to 297 code for a protein of 82 amino acids. The record is from RefSeq and is a predicted model, not a curated record. Gene Ontology annotation, cellular component: mitochondrion; respiratory chain complex I.
AGCUUGCACCAUUUUUUUUAAUUGGGCGUGGCUGAAAGUGGCAUAAAGAUGGCUACCGGGUUCAAGAGAGAAAUGAAAGUGACCCAAGAAGAGAUGGCAGAGGCCAAAGUCCCUCUCAAUCUCAGAGAUUAUUGCGCCCAUCACUUCAUCCCACUCAUGAAGUGUCGUAAGGACAACUACUACCUUCCCUGGAGAUGCAAGAAAGAGAAACACGCCUGGGACGAGUGCGAGUUCCAAGAUUAUCUAGAUCGUGUAAGACAGAAGAGACAACAGCAAGCAGCAGCAGCUGAGGAUUAGACAUUAUCAUGAAAUAUCUUAUACUGUUACCCUCUCUAUAGACACACUAGUAGCAUUUAAUACUGAUGUCAUUAUUAUUGUUAUUAUAAUUGUAUG